AAGGUACAGAAUAGAAUGACCAGUGAGCACUUUCUACUACUCUACAUGACUGGAAGGACGCGGAUCUGAAGAUUUCUACCCCUCCCACAGCUUCCAAAAACUUCAGGUCAGCAGAAGACGAGCAUGAAGCUGAGAGACGCCGAUCUCUCUCCCAUCAGAAGACUGAAUUUCUAAGCAUUGCUGACUCCCAAAGUAGCCUUCGGGAUGGCGGAGAGGAACGUCACAGACACCAGUCUCCUUCGGCAAACCUCGGCGCUGCUGCUGAAGAAUCUGCUCCUCAAGUGGAGGAGGAAGUGUUCUACCAUAUGGGAAUGGAUACAGAACUUGGCGUUCGUUCUCUUGAUGUUGAUAUUAAUCAUCGAUGGGGAACAUCAUUUCCUGGAAAGUAUAGAGCGCUCCCCUGUGGAAGAGGUCGGCUCUUUGGAUGGCUUUGACAGCUCCAGGCUAACAGUCGGAUAUGUACAUAGUCCUCCAUCCAUUAGAGAGAUAAUGAAGAAGGUGGCUGGGAGCGGCAUGAUACCAGCAGAAAAUUUUAAGGAAUACGGAGAUAAAAAUGAGAUGCUGCAAGCCAUGCACAGGAACCUGACAGCGGCCGUCAUUUUCGAGGACCUCUUCCACUACCACAUCAGAUACAGCAUGUCCAACAUAACGUUUCCGAAUGAAUACCUCUCACACAUGGGAAGCUGCCAUGCAAGCUCGAAUUCAUGCACCCCCUUACGGUACUGGAAAAGUGGGUUCCUCUCACUACAAGCAAGUAUCGACGCCGCCAUCAUCGAAAUGACCACCAACCGUUCUGUAGGGAAGAACUUGGCUUCCAUCAGGGUCAUGAAAAUGUUGUCUCCAGUCUACACGUGGAGGAACAACCUGCACAUCGGAUCAUGCCUGCUCUUCAUAAACCUGAGCUUUGUGUCCUUGAUGUAUCUCCUGUCGCUGUAUGUCUCAAGAGAGCGGCGUGAGAUGAGAGAGAUUCUGCGAAUGAUGAGGAUGAGAGAUUCUGCUUUCUGGUUAUCCUGGGCGCUACUGUACACCGUCUACGUGUUAAUCAUGGCAACUUUACUGGCACAGCUUACACAAGAUUUAGUGUUUCUGAACAGCUCCUAUGGCCUACUCAUGCUGUUGUUUUUCCUCUAUGGGAUAUCAUCGAUGUGCUUCACCUUCAUGCUGAUCGCUCUUAUCAGGAGACCUCGAGUUACCGCCAUCGCAGGAUUCUUCAUUACAUUCUUCCAAUCUGUUCUCAGCCUCAUUCUGUUCAUGAAAGAUCUCCCCAAAUCUAUUGAGGUCCUUCUAAGCAUCUUCCCUACUUUUGCCUUCUCGGUUGGAAUCACACAGAGUAUAUAUAUGGAGUAUGACUCUCAGGGUCUCCACUUCUCUGACAUGAUGAAUGACUCCUCUCACGUGCUGUUCAGCUACAUCUUCCUCAUUGUGGACGCAGUUUUCUACAUGAUGUUGACACUUUAUUUCGAGAAGAUUUUGGCAGAUAAACAUGGUAAGAGGUACGAACUGCUCUUCUUUUUGAAAUCUUCAUUCUGGUCAAAAGGGAACCCAGUCUCCGUAAAGAUGGAGGAGUACGGAAGCAACGAGGCGCCAUCAGGAGAUUUCGUAGAAAAAGUCUCCGCAGAAUUACUGGGAAAAGAAGCUGUAAGGAUAAAUCAGGUUAGGAAGACGUUCACCAACUUGGAUAAAAAGGUUGAAACCUUGAGAGGACUAAACUUAAAUAUAUAUGAAGGGCAAAUUACGGCUCUGCUCGGACACAGCGGUGCAGGAAAAACAACAUUACUUAAUAUCCUUAGUGGGAUGUGCCCAGCGACUGGUGGCUCGGUCUCGGUGUAUAGCUACAGUAUAUCAGAUAUGGAGCACCUGGAAGAGACAAAGAAGAGACUUGGCUUCUGCCCUCAGUUUGAUGUGAAGUUUGACCCUUUAACUGUAAAAGAAAAUCUGAAAGUAUUUGCCAAUAUAAAGGGAGUCCCAUCAAAGCAAGUGAAUCAAGAGGUACAAAAAAUGAUCUCAGAUUUGCAGAUGGAGAACAUUGAGAAUGUUGAGGCCGGUAAAUUAAGUGGAGGACAGAAGAGGAAGCUGACACUGGCGAUCGCUCUCUUGGGGGACCCCCAGAUUCUUCUCCUGGAUGAGCCCACUGCAGGGAUGGACCCGUGUUCUCGCCACCACAUUUGGGCUCUGCUGAAAGAACGCAAAGUCAAUCGGGUGACCAUGUUCAGUACCCAGUUUAUGGAUGAGGCAGAUAUACUUGCUGAUAGGAAAGCUGUGAUAUCUAACGGAAGACUGAAAUGCGUUGGAUCAUCCCUGUUCUUAAAGAGAAAAUGGGGCAUUGGCUAUCAUUUAAGGAUGCAGGUGAUCCCGUCCUGUGACCCUGAACAGAUGACCUCCAUCAUCAAGCAGCAUAUACCCAGCGCUAAGCUGUCCAUGCAGAAUGAGGAACAGAUCACCUACACAUUGCCAUUUGAAAACAUGGACUGCUUCUCAGAUCUUUUUGCUCACCUGGACAGGCGUGUAGGACAGGACAUUGUAACUUAUGGAGUCUCCAUGACCACACUAGAUGAUGUUUUCAUCAAACUGGAAGGAGAAGCAGAACUUGAAAAAGGAGAUUACAGUGUGUUUGGCCAGGAUCAGCAGAUGGCAGAUGACACCUUCUCAGCAGAAAUGGAGGAGUCUCUCUUACUGAUGUCAGACUCAGGAAAUGCGACACUAAGCGAUUUCCCGCUCUGGAGACAACAAGUACUGGCCUCUGCACGCAUUCGAUACCUGAAGCUGAAACAUGACAGAAAAAUCCUCAGAUCCAUAUUCCUGAUGUUUGCCGUGUUCAUUCUUCCAGUCAUUGUGCUCAUCAUAUUCAUCAGUGUGCUACCUUUAAUGGAUUCUCUGGAGCUUUCUCCAAAUCUCUACUUCUCCAGACCAAGGGAUCGAUUCCAUGGCUACUACACCAACCUCCUGGUCCACAAUAACACAGGCUCCCCUAUAGAAGACUUUGUCCAGGCCGUGCAAGCGCAGAAUAUCGUGGUUGAUGUUGUUGAUGGAGAAUAUGAUCUAAACACUGAAAAAUACAAGGGAGCCAUUGAGGUCUCUCGUGGAGAAAAGGGCUAUAGCUUUCAGAUCGUUGGAAACACCAAAGCAAUUAGUGUAUUACCCGUACUUGUGAACAUCAUCAGCAAUGCUUUCCUGAAGAUGUGCCAGUCUGCGAACCUCAUCCAUGUGUGGAACAAUCCCAUACCAAAUAAGGAUCUAAAUGAUUUAGAUGUAGAUUACACAAUGAUUGUAAUGUACACCAUGUUCGCUGCCAGUCUCUCCCCUCACUUUGCCAUGAGCAGCAUCAGUGACAAUAAGAUCAAAGCUCGGUGCCAGCUGCGGUUAUCUGGCCUCUUCUCAUCAGCGUACUGGCUUGGCCAAGGUUUAGUGGACAUCACUUUCUAUUGUCUUCUGCUGUACCUGUUGACAGCACUAUUUUUUGCUUUUAACCACCACAUCGUCUUAUCGUUUGGGGUGGCCAUGUUGCUGGUCGUCAGCAUCAUCACCUACAGCGCAGCGAUGGUCUUCUACGUCUACAUAUUUGCUUUUCUUUUUGGGAAGAAUAAAACCCAUUUUGACUCCUGGUCCUUGUUCUUUGUGGUUUCUUCCUUUAUACCCUUGACCAUCACGGACUUGUUGAGCAAAUACAUUCCGGGUGAAGGCAUCCUGUAUAGCUUAUUCUUUCCCAGCAGUAGUCUUGGAAGAAUCCUGUUGAAUAUAUUGUUCAAUAUAUUUGAAAGUGAUGUGAACAAUCAAUAUGAUUACUUCAUUGCCAUUGUGCCCUUCAUACAAAUCUUCUUGUUCUUUGGGAUUCUGUGGUUCCUGGAAUGGAUGUUUGGAAAGAAGACCAUCAAGAGAGAUCCAGUCUUCAGAACCUACAGGAAGAAAACGAAACUGAAGAAAAACCCGGAGGCGCUGGAAGGACCUGAGGAUGUCUUGGCAGAAAGAGAAAAGGUGGAAACCCUGCUGUCUUCUAGAUGUUCGGAGGAGAAGCCGGUGAUCCUUGUGGACAGCCUGCGCAAAGAAUACAAGGUCCGGACGGGCUGCUCCCUGCUCAAGAAACAGAGGAAAGUGGCCACAAGAAAUAUCUCAUUUCACGUCAAAAAAGGUGAGGUGCUUGGUCUAUUAGGACCCAAUGGAGCAGGGAAAACCACAUCUGUGUACAUGCUGACGGGUGAGGAGGAACCAACUGCAGGCAACGUAGAGCUGUGCGGGGUCGGAUCCCCUGUGUCCCAGAAGACGGACGAGUGCACUGCCUUCCUUGGCUAUUGUCCUCAGAUGAGCACCUUGUGGCCUAGCCUGACCGUGAAGGAACAUCUAGAGAUUUAUGCUGCUGUGAAAGGCCUGAGGAAUGAAGAUGCGAACACGGCCAUCAGACGCGUCACUGAUGCUUUGGAGCUGAAAGACCAGUUGGGAAAUCCGGCCAAGAAGUUAUCUGCUGGAGUGUCCAGAAAGGUGUGUUUUGCCAUCAGUAUGCUGGGGAACCCCACCAUUGUGCUCCUGGAUGAACCCUCUACUGGGCUGGACCCGAGAGGUCAGCAGCGUCUCUGGCGAGCCAUCAGAGCGGCUUUCAAGAACAAGGAUCGGGGGGCCAUACUGACCACCCACUACAUGGAGGAGGCAGAGGCUGUGUGUGACCGCGUCGCCAUCAUGAUUGCCGGCAAGCUCAGGUGCAUCGGCUCCAUACAGGAACUGAAGAGCAAAUUCGGCAAAGACUAUCUGCUGGAGAUCAAAGUGAAAGAUCCGCUGCAGCAGCUGGAGGCCAUUCACAGGGAAGUGAUCCGCCUGUUCCCUCACGCAGCCAGACAGGACAGAUUCUCCUCUUUGCUGGCGUACAAGAUACCGAAGGAUGAUGUGGGCAGCCUGUCGCACGCCUUCUUUCUCCUGGAGGAAGCUAAGCGAGCGUACAGCAUAGAAGAGUACAGCUUCUCGCAGCCCACCCUGGAGCAGGUAUUCCUUGAGCUCGCCAAGGAGCAGGAGCUGGUGGACGCCGACGUGAGCCACAGCUUCCAAUGGAAACAACUGAGAGCAGAGGCGAUGUGAGGGCAGAGUCCACAUGUCUGCAGCCGGCAGGGGCGCACCAUGUACCCAUCACCAUGCCAAAGAAUGCAGCUCGCCCACAAUCCUGAAUGGCACAUCUAGACGUGAGUGCUGGACUGCGGCUUAAAGAAGCUAAUCCACCAUUCAGGAUUCUGGGGGCAACCCCCUACGGCAGCUAUUUCCU
Molecule: messenger RNA, 5242 nt
Organism: Bufo bufo (common toad)
Lineage: Eukaryota; Metazoa; Chordata; Amphibia; Anura; Bufonidae
Product: ABC-type organic anion transporter ABCA8-like
Exons: 39
Coding region: 205-5061 (1618 amino acids)
Biological process (GO): lipid transport; transmembrane transport
Cellular component (GO): intracellular membrane-bounded organelle; membrane
Molecular function (GO): ATP hydrolysis activity; ATP binding; ABC-type transporter activity
Source: RefSeq, a predicted model, not a curated record